Molecule: messenger RNA, 1999 nt
Organism: Pantherophis guttatus
Lineage: Eukaryota; Metazoa; Chordata; Lepidosauria; Squamata; Colubridae
Gene: PLEK
Product: pleckstrin
Biological process (GO): intracellular signal transduction; actin cytoskeleton organization
Cellular component (GO): plasma membrane
Source: RefSeq, a predicted model, not a curated record
GCUUUCAUGUGAUUAACAAUCAGAGGAACUUGUGAAAGUGAUAACUAUAUAAAUGCAACUUACAAAGCUCUACUGAACUCAACUAAAGAAGAACAGUGCAAAGAUGGAACAAGGACCUGAACGAGAACCCAGACGGAUAAAGGAAGGCUAUCUAGUGAAGAAGGGGAGUAUGUUUAAUACCUGGAAGCCCAUGUGGGUAGUGCUGUCAGAAGAUGGAAUUGAAUUCUUUAAGAAGAAGACUGAUAACAAUCCUAAAGGAAUGAUUCCCCUCAAGGGCAGCACACUGACCAGUCCCUGCCAGGAUUUUGCUAAAAGAACAUUUGUCUUUAAACUCACAACAGCCAAACAGCAGGAUCACAUCUUCCAAGCUUCUCAUCUUGGGGAGAGAGAUGCUUGGGUGAAAGACAUCAAGAAGGCCAUCAAAUGCAUUUUGGGAGGACAAAGGUUUUCCAGGAAAUCAACGAAGAAAUCUAUCAGGCUUCCUGAAACCAUCAAUCUGGGAGCUUUAUAUCUCUCUAUGAAGGACCCUAACAAGGGGAUACGGGAAAUGAAGCUGGAAAAAGACAAGAAAAUUUUCAAUCACUGUUUUACAGGUGAUUCUGUGAUUGAUUGGUUACUGUCAAACAAUGCAUUACGAAAUCGCCAAGAGGGUAUAGUGCUGGCAUCUGCCCUAUUGAAUGAAGGCUACUUUCAGGCUGCUGGUGAUACAUCGAAGAAUGCACUUGAAGGCCUAUCAGAAACCCCCUUCUUGGAUAUGGAGGAUGCCUAUUACUAUUUUGCAGACAGUGGUUUCUUCUGUGAGGGCAACUCCAGUGAUGAUGACACAGUCUUCAAGGAAGAAUUCAGAGGCCUGGUGGUCAAACAGGGUUGUCUGCUGAAACAGGGUCACAGAAGGAAAAACUGGAAAGUGCGGAAAUUUGUUUUGAGAGAGGACCCUGCUUACAUGCAUUACUACGAUCCUGCGGCAGGAGAAGAUCCACUUGGAGCCAUUCACUUGAGGGGCUGUGUAGUGACAGCGAUUGAAGACACAUCAGAUGGCAAGAAAAAUGAAGUGGAGGGAAACCUCUUUGAGAUUAUUACCGCAAGUGAGGUGCACUAUGUCCUUCAAGCAGCUACUUCUGCAGAACGUACAGAAUGGAUCAAGGCCAUUCAGCUAGUCUCUAGAACUGGGAAAUGAAAGACUCUUGGUUUUAGCAAAAAAAGAAGAAGAAAAAUCCUCAAAAGUGAUUUACCAGCUCAGUAGCUCUCUGGAAAGGAACAUCAGCUGGUUUUAAAUUUAAACUGUUAUUUAACAAUAGAUUGUUUUAGAAUAGUGGCAGAAUAUUUAAUGUUGUGUAGAUCAGAUGUUUCUAUUUUCCUCUAUUCCAAAGAGGAAUGGUAAUCUAUAGAUCUUCAGAUGCAGCUGACGAACACCUAGCAACCAGCAAUAUGGCCAACAAUAAGGGAUGGUGAGGGAACCAGUUUACUAGCAUCUGAAAGAACCAAAAUCCCCCAAUUUUUUGUUUAAAAUGCAAUCGUACAUAUAAUUAUAAUUUGUUUUCUUUUAUGGGGCAACUCUGAAGCAGAUGAAUGAAUAGCUAUGAUAUCUGUGAUAAGAUUGCUACAUAUGGUGGUUGGGGAGAAAAAUGUUUUCCUUGUAAACUGUAUUUUCAAUAAAAUAUAUUUUUAAUAAAGUUUAACAAAAUAAAGCUAGCAUUAUUGUCUUUGCUAAAAACACAAACCUUCAGUUCUUUUAUUCAAUCUUGGCAAUUUUAAGAUGUUUGGACUUCAACAUGGUGGCUGGGAAAUUUUUGGAGUUGAAGUGUAUGUAUGCAUCUUAAAGUUGCCAAGGUUGAGAAACUCUGUUCUAUGUCAUAAAUACCUGAGAUCUUGUAAUUUAAACACAAAACUAUGUCAAAGAUAUUUUUCUGUUUGAUAAUAAUAGUAAAUAUCUUACUACCAUGUACAUCAUAUCCUUUGAUAUAAGUUCAACAAAAAUAAAUUUUCAAAUGUUUGCUAA